GAGAGAGAGAAAGAGAGAGAGAUCUUCUAGCCUUACUUGAGGAAUUCUAUUGCUUAAAAAAAAAAAAAGAAAAAAAAAAGGCGAAAUGGCCUCUCUCAAGUCUCUUUCUGCAAAUGAAUAUUUGGAAAUUUUGGCAGGCCAUGUUUUCGAUAGCGAUAAGUUGGUUACUUACAAAUGGCUAAGUAAUGAACUGCAUGUUCAUGUUAAUAUAGCAAAACAAAUCUUAUGGGAAUUCUACCAAAAAUACAAAAACAACAAUGUUGAAUGUACAUAUUUAUUAAUUGGUCUCUUGAAGGAUAAUGGAAUGCGUGUAGAAAUAGUAAAGGAAUCUGCUGUAUCUAAAGCUAAGGAAAAAUUUAGUAAAAUAAUUUCGGAGCAUCUUUAUAGUGUCCACAAACCUCUUGCGGAAUUAGAAUUACUCGCUACUUCUGGCUCUGGAAAUGUAAAUUACAGCGCAAUAAAAUGUGAUGCUUGUAAAGAGAGAAGUGAUGAAGAAAUGCAGCUGUUACGUUGGGGUACUGCUGCAAAGAAAAUUACAACAGAAAAUAAAGCAAAUUCAAAAAUUGUAUUAGAUUCUAUAGAUUCUACAAAUCCAUCAAAAAAAGAAAAGAAUUCAGUAACAGCAAAGAAAAAUGGAUUUAAUAAUUUGUUUAGUAUGACUGGAAAAUCAAAGAGUUCUGAAAAAUUAAAAUCCUUUCAGGAACAGGAUAAAUGUUCAACAAAAAAUGAUAAAAACUUUUUGGAGGAAAAUGAUUUGACAAAAAAGGAUAAAGAUUCAUUGGAGAAAGAUGAAACUUUAAGAAAGGAAGUUAAAGAGUCAGCAGAAAAGGAAAAAGAUUCUAUGGAAAAUAAUAAAGAUUCUGUACAAAAAGAUAAAGAUUCUUCUAAAAAUAAAAGUUCUUUGCAGAAAAAUAAAAAUUCAAUAGAGAAGAAUAAAGGCUCUGUCAAUUCUACUGCUAAAAAAGUGUCUCCAAAGAGCAAUUCUAUAAAGAAAGGAAGUUUAGAUAAUUUUUUUGGAAAGCUUACAUCUCCUUCAAAGUCUACAGAAACUAUAUUAAUAGAAAAGAAAAAUGAUAAUGUUAAAAAGGAAGAAGUUAUGGAAAAAGAAAAAACUAAAGAGAAGAAAAAUUUACGUGGAAAGAAGCGUAAUAGAAGCAAAGAAAUAGAUGAAACUAUUAAGAAACGGAAGAGAAUUGUUGUCCAGAGUGAUUCCAGUGAUUCAGAAAUACAAAGUGAUAUAGAGAUGGAAGAAUUAGUUCCUGAAACCCCAGAACCUGAAGCUGUUGCAAGAUCUAAAAGUCCCUCUCCACCAAAAGUAAAAUGUGAAAAUGGUAAAAGAAAAGUGCUAAAAUUAGUCAAUAAGACUUAUAAGGAAGGCGAAUAUAUUGUGACAAAGAAAGAACAUGUUUAUGUAAGCUGUUCUGAAGAUGAAGAAGAGAAAAAAGAGGAAGAGAGGAGGGAGGCAAAGAAAGUAGAAGCAAAAGUGGAGAAAGUGAAAAAAAAGCAAUCUACACUGACUGAUUUUUUUAAGAAGUCUUAGAUUCAUUCUUAUUUUAAAGUCCAAUUAAUUCAUAAA
This is a messenger RNA of Camponotus floridanus (Florida carpenter ant), 1576 nucleotides long. Its product is annotated as DNA polymerase delta subunit 3. Gene Ontology annotation, molecular function: DNA-directed DNA polymerase activity. Lineage: Eukaryota; Metazoa; Arthropoda; Insecta; Hymenoptera; Formicidae. The coding region runs from base 86 to 1540 and encodes 484 amino acids. Gene Ontology annotation, biological process: DNA strand elongation involved in DNA replication; DNA synthesis involved in UV-damage excision repair; nucleotide-excision repair, DNA gap filling. Gene Ontology annotation, cellular component: nucleus; delta DNA polymerase complex. The transcript has 2 exons. The record is from RefSeq and is a predicted model, not a curated record.